This is a messenger RNA of Cylicocyclus nassatus, 504 nucleotides long. Lineage: Eukaryota; Metazoa; Nematoda; Chromadorea; Rhabditida; Strongylidae. The record is from the annotation of a GenBank genome assembly.
GAACUGAUAUAAGAUAGUCAAGGAUGGACUACAACUCCAGACUUAGACCACAAUGUACUCCGGUACGCUUACUUCUCGCUAUUAUUCCGACCCAUGUUGCUCAAUGCCAACCAUGUCAGAUACGAUGUGUGAUACAACUUAUCAUUUCGGCAACCUCCAGCAGCAUGUGCCAACAGAAAGCUACCCCAACCAAAUCGGGGAGACGGACUCACUCAUGCAAACACUUCAGGAGAAUCCCGAUUACUUUGAUUCUUCGGCAUUUUACAUUCCGCCACCGUCGAUAACGUUUCGAGGAAGUUACGAAAAUAGUUACGGAAUGCCACAGACACAGCAGCAGUUUGGUAAUGUCUACUAUGAGCCAAGUCCCCCAAUUCAAACACCGCAUGCGAGUCCGGAACCUCCACCUAAUGCCGUGAAUGGACAAUUCGAAGAAUGUUCAUUAGCUACACAACUACCGGUGCUAAACAGCUUCGAUGGCACCUAUACCACAGCCGAACCCUCACC